Molecule: messenger RNA, 3133 nt
Organism: Lottia gigantea (owl limpet)
Lineage: Eukaryota; Metazoa; Mollusca; Gastropoda; Lottiidae
Exons: 9
Coding region: 101-1156 (351 amino acids)
Biological process (GO): glycerol-3-phosphate catabolic process; carbohydrate metabolic process
Cellular component (GO): glycerol-3-phosphate dehydrogenase (FAD) complex; cytosol
Molecular function (GO): NAD binding; glycerol-3-phosphate dehydrogenase [NAD(P)+] activity; protein homodimerization activity
Source: RefSeq, a predicted model, not a curated record
AAAGGUCAAAGUAUCAGCAGUUGAAGAGUUGAAGUGUUGUUUGUGGGCUCAGCUUUUUUGUAAAGAUUUCCACAGUGGUGUUGCUGCGUGUGUAGAGAAAAUGUCGACUCCUAAAAGAAUAUGCAUUGUUGGAUCUGGAAAUUGGGGUUCAGCUAUUGCUAAGAUAAUAGGUAACAAUGUGGUCACAAUGCCUGACAAGUUUCAUAAAGAAGUACGAAUGUGGGUGUUUGAAGAAACUGUUAAUGAUAGAAAAUUAACAGAUAUUAUCAAUAAUGAUCAUGAAAAUGUCAAAUAUCUACCAGGAAUCGCAUUGCCAGAAAAUGUGGUUGCCAUUCCUGAUGUAGCAGAUGCUGGAAAAGAUGCUGAUAUUUUUAUUUUUGUGCUACCUCAUCAAUUUGUAAGAAAAGUAGGAAAAUCUCUUCAGGGCACCAUUAAAAAAGAUGCUAUAGCUGUCACUCUUAUUAAGGGUUUUGAUGUGAAGGAAGGUGGAGGUAUAUUAUUAAUAUCAGAUGUUAUUAGGGAGUUAUUAAAUAUACCAUGUGCUAUAUUAAUGGGUGCCAAUAUUGCUAAUGAGGUUGCCAAAGAGAAUUAUUGUGAAGCUACUAUUGGUUGUAAAGACCCUGAAAUGGGUCCAUUAUUAAAGGAUGUGUUUCAAGCUGAUUAUUUUAGAAUUGUUGUAGUACCAGAUGAAACUACUGUUGAAGUUUGUGGAGCUUUAAAGAAUAUUGUAGCAGUAGGAGCUGGUUUUGCUGAUGGUCUAGGAUAUGGAGAUAAUACUAAAGCUGCUGUUAUUAGAUUAGGUUUAAUGGAAAUGAUUAAAUUCUGUGAAGUUUUCUACCCUGGAUCAAAUGAAUCCACAUUUUUAGAGAGUUGUGGAGUGGCAGAUUUAGUUACCACCUGUUAUGGUGGUCGAAAUAGGAGAGUUGCAGAAGCCUUUGCCAAAACAGGAAAGUCUAUAGAAGAAUUAGAAACAGAAAUGUUAAAUGGACAGAAAUUACAAGGUCCCCCUACAGCAUUUGAGGUCAACUAUAUGUUAAAAAACAAAAAUAUGGAAGAUAGGUUCCCACUAUUCACAGCUAUCCAUAGAAUCUGUAAGAAUGAGCUAAAAGUUAAUCAAUUCAUGGACUGUUUGAAGAAUCACCCAGAACACAUGUAAAUGAUAUUCUCUACUAUAUGCAAAUUCAGACAUAUUCUCAUAAUCUUCUUAUAAUUGCUAGAAAAACAUUAAAUAGAAAUUAUUUUAACUUGGUAAGUGUGUGAAUGAGAUCAUUUGCAUAAAUUUGCAUAAUUAUUAAUUAGAUAAAUCAUUGUUUUGUUAUGGCUGGGAUGUUUUAGUCAAAUGUAUCUAAUAUAGACUCUACAGGCAUUAUUUAAAGUGCUUUGUACCAAUCAGAUUUAAUCCUUCAACUUAUUUCAAUGCAGUAUGAAUAAAAACAUUUACUGAAGUAAAACUUUUCAAGCUUUUGACUGAAUUGACCUGCAAAUUGUUUUUUAUUUCCUAUGUCAUAAAUAUGACAAGAAUUAUUUUUGUUUGGUUGGAAAGCAAGAAACAGGAAAGUUCUUCACGGCUCAUGGCAUUUGAAAGGAAUCCUUAAUUUGUAAAAAUUGUAUGUACAUGUAACUAUAUCUUCUGGUAUACAUUAGGUUUAUUAUAUCACAAUCCCUUAUUGAUGUUUGUGUUGAAUUUAUUUUUUGAUUUAUUAAUCUUUUUAUUCUGUUGUUAUUGUGAUGUUUUUAGGAGUCCUGGAGUUAAACUAUAAAUAAUCUCUCAUCAUCAGGUGAUAAUCUAAAACCCUAUAUUUAAUCACAAGGAUUGAAGCUUUCAAUAGUUUAUAUAAAAAAAACCUGCUUGAUUCUUAAUGCUCUUUACAGUUUAGUCAUAUAUGUAAGUUAUUGGGUAAAAAAAUACAAGUUUUAUUCUUAGAACAGAAUUUACGAACUUAUUGUUUCCAAUAUAUAUAUAUAUAUUCAAAUUCCAACAGUGCUAAUAAACCUUAGGCUAGAUGCUUCAAUCCUACUUUCAAUUUCAAGUCACAGGUUUUGUUGUUUUAAGAGCACAAUGAUUUCAACAUGUGUGAGUGUGUUUUAAAUUGUUGUUUCUUUAUAAUUAUUUCCUUUACAGGGCUGUUGCAUAAAAAUUUCAAAGAAUGGUUAACUGUUAUGUUAUCCAGAAAUGUACUUAUUUUGAAAUACAAUUUUUAAUGUUAAACAUAACCAACCGGCAGCAGCUGUGUAUUUAUGCUCAAUUUGAUUUACUAUUUGAAAAGAUUGUUUGUUGAAAUUUUAAAUAUUAUAUUUUAGAAUUCAAAUUCUGCCAUCUGCUAAUACCUUAAUAUCAAAUAAAAAUGGUAAAAAUAGAAAAAGAAAGAAUUUAUUUAUUAUUGAAAUCAUUUUGUAACUUUCCAAAAUUAAGAAAAAGGCCUGAAAAAAUGUUAGCUUUUUACUGGGUAAAUGAGUCCCAAAUCUUUCAUUUCUCCCUGACUGGUAAUUAUUGCCAGUACACAAACAAAAAGUUCUUUGAAAAACUGAAAACAACUGGAUGGAUAAAUAUAUUAACAACAUCAUCUGGUUAUAAUCAAAACUAUUUAAUUAUAUUUAGUUGCAAACCAAAGUCCUUUAUUAGCUUUAAUGACCCAUUAUGCUACUCAUGAUAUUAAGAAUAUUUUGAUUAAAUUCUAACUCAUAACUCAUGGUUGUCUCGUAAGUUCCAGUAUGAGAUUGCUGUGAGCUUUAUAAAUGAUAACCAAGAGGUUUUCAAACACUCCUAAUUGAGAAAUUUACUUGAAUUUAAUACAAUCAAAUAUUUCAUCAUAUUGUGUAGAGCAUGUGGGUCAAUAUCUUUAUUUGCCAGCAUUAUUUUAUGUUUACUUUGAAUUAUGUAAUUGUAAAAUCAAUAUUUUUAAUCUACAAUGGGGAAUCUAUUUCCAACCAGCCAUAUUAGUGACAAUUUUACCCCCUAACCAUAAUUUCAGAGUCUUAUACAUUCAACUAAAAGAAUGAGUUUGAAAAGGGUAGAAGUUUUAAUCUUUUAACAAGUCUUAUUAAAUUUAUGUAACAAAAAAAAUUUUUAACGUUUCUAUUUUCUGUUAAUGAACUUUCUUCUUUUUUCAAAUAAAAAUGUUUUGAAUUAUUU